GCCAGCCUGGAUUCGCCCGCCCGUUCGCCUUCGUCCAUGUUCCUGUUCCUCUGCAUGUGUCGCUUGCCUGCAAUGGCCUUGCUGAUAUCCUGAUCCAACCACCUCUUGCCAGCAAAUCAACCAAGCUUUGCGCUGUUCUGUCGUAUUGUUCAUCUUGCAGCCGCCAUGACGGGCGUAGUCAUAAGCAGCUACGAUGCCUCUGCUAAUCGGACCCUGCCGCAAAAUACAUCCUUCUAUUAUUCGUCAGACAUCAGUAUUCGUACCCUGAACACUGCUUAUUCACCCUCACAAACUCUGGGCCUUCUCUAUGUUCCUGAUGUUGCUGGCGUAUGCGCCCAGUCCUUGCCUGCAAACGUUACUAGAUUUCAACAUCUUCCGAUUGACUCGCCAAAGAUCGCUAUAGCUCCAUGGAUUUCUCCUUCUUGUACCCUCAGCUAUCUUCAAGCUGCGCCCAGGGUUUCUGCCUUCAUCUUCUACAUACCUGACCAGACCAACUCCCCUCUUGCCUCCGCCAACUCCCCCACGUGGAGUCUCGGAGAUGGAGGCCACUGGAAGUCUGUCAUCGAUUACCCGGUCUAUGCAAUCGCUUCCCAGAUUGGCCAGCAGAUUACCCUAACCAUGUCCAAAUACUCUGGAAACGCCUCUGAUGUGCUCGACAAUCAACAACUACUUGACAACGGCAUUACUUCGGAUUCGCAAGUCCGCCUCAUGAUGCAAGUCGCAACCAGCAACGGUGGAACAAAUCUUCCAAGCAUCUGGAUCUUCUUGUUGAUCAUCCUCGCAAUUCUCAUCGCCCUCAUUGGCACUCUGUCCCUGACCAUGCACAUUCUGCAGAGGAAGAGGCGCAAUGAUUUACGCGACAGAAUAGCUAGAGGCGAAGUCAAUCUUGAAGCUCUAGGCUUGGGUAAGUUGACCGUUCCACAAGAGAUCAUAGAUCGGAUGAACACCUACACGCCUUCCGCAAUCACGGUAUUACCGGAGAAAGGCUCGUCACAAGCGCCGCCGCCGCUCCCGCUUGAGCAGUCUACUUGUGCAAUAUGCUUGGACGAUUUCGCAGAGUCACAGAGUCAAGUACGUCAAUUAGGUUGCGCCCAUUGUUUCCAUUCGCAAUGCAUUGAUCUGUUCUUGCUGGAAACAUCAUCAUUGUGUCCGUUGUGCAAGCAGUCGGUCCUACCUCCAGGCUACGUCCCUGGGAAGAUCACAAAUGCUCACGUUAGGCGAGAGAGAUAUUUGAGACGGAACGCGACUCGCAGAGCUCGUCAUGCUGCCGGGACUCACGCACCUACUGCAAGCAAUUUAAUGCUCUUCGGUCCACGCGCGCGUGCGUCUACGAACGCCAGCGGAUCACCGCCUGUUCUCGGUCCUCCGGUAGAGAUGACGCCUCUACCAGCGCACAUGGAAUCGACCGCAGCUACGGACCAGAGCACCCCUACCACCGCACAAGGGCGAAGGGAAUGGGCUCGGAGACGAGCGCUGGCCAUGUCUGGGCUCCAGGAGUCUGCAGAUGACAGUGAGCCACAACCAAGAACCUCAAAGGCGCGCAAGCUUCUGAGGAGAGUCUUCCCGAAUUUAUGAAUGAUUGAUCUACGAGUUCUUAAUAUGACGUGUAUACCCUUGAUGUAUUUCUCCUUCUCUUCUAACGCCUCUUGCACUUCUGUUUAAACGUCUACACUACAAUCAAUAGUUUCCUGAUAGUUAUGUGUAUAUACUUGAUUGACUUAGUAUUGCCG
This is a messenger RNA of Aureobasidium subglaciale EXF-2481, 1730 nucleotides long. RefSeq lists its product as uncharacterized. Bases 166 to 1575 code for a protein of 469 amino acids. The transcript has a single exon. Lineage: Eukaryota; Fungi; Ascomycota; Dothideomycetes; Dothideales; Saccotheciaceae. The record is from RefSeq and is a predicted model, not a curated record.